Molecule: messenger RNA, 2970 nt
Organism: Salvelinus fontinalis (brook trout)
Lineage: Eukaryota; Metazoa; Chordata; Actinopteri; Salmoniformes; Salmonidae
Product: B-cell receptor CD22-like
Exons: 9
Coding region: 401-2431 (676 amino acids)
Source: RefSeq, a predicted model, not a curated record
UCAGUGCCUAGACUUUGCAGCUCUGGUGCCUCAGAAUAUAGAGGCUCUCAGUGGAUCUUGUGUGGCCAUUCCCUGCUCAUUUACACUGGGAUCUGGAUAUGAGUCGUCCCUCACAGCUUCAUGUAAAGGAAUAUGGAGGAAAGGAUGGAGAAGAGUACACGUGUUUGAUUCUAGUCUCACAGGAACAGGCUUAAACACCAUUCAAGGGAAUCUAACUGGGAACUUGCAGCAGAAGGAAUGCACCACAAUCCUGAAUGACUUUACAUCUUAUUUCAAUGACUACUAUUGUUUCAGACUUGAAUGUGACAAUGGUCUGAAAUAUAAUUUUCCAGGACGUGUCACAAUUGAUGUAAAAGAGUAUCCAUCCAAACCCACUCUAAGUCCAGCAACAGUGGAUGUGAUGGAGGGGACCUCAGUGAGUUUGAUCUGCUCUGCCGCAGCCCCCUGUCCCUCACUCCCUCCAACUCUGACAUGGACCCCCACACUGAGUGACAGUGUGGAGGAUUUGCAGGAGACUCCGAAUCGAGUCAUAACUUCUCUCCUGAACUUUACCGCUUCACAUGUCCACCAUGGAGAGAAGAUCUCGUGCACUGCGCUGUACCAACGACAAGCUGGCAAGAGUGAUAAAUCAUCAGAAACUUAUCUGACAGUCACUGUUCUUUACUCUCCCAAGAACACCUCAGUGUCAGUCAGUCCCUCUGGUUCAGUGUUAGAGGGCAGCUCCGUGACUCUGACCUGCAGCAGCAAUGCCAACCCAGCAGUGGGGCGCUACAACUGGUACAGAGUUAUUGGAGAACAGGCUUCAACAGUGGGGGCUAGCAGAAUGCUAACUGUCCAGGUACCAGCAGAUGACAGUUAUUUCUACUGUGAAACCAUCAAUGACCACGGAGCCGAGAACUCAUCUGUCAUUCAACUAGAUGGAAUAUACCCUCCCAAGAACACCUCAGUGUCAGUCAGUCUCUCUGGUCCAGUGGUAGAGGGCAGCUCUGUGACUCUGACCUGCAGCAGCAAUGCCAACCCAGCAGUGAAAAACUACACCUGGUACAAAAUCAAUGGGCCUGAGGCUGUCACUUUAGGAUCUGGAGAGAGCUUCACCUUAGACAGUAAAGCAAGUGAUAGUGGGGAGUACUGCUGUGAAGCACUGCAUGCACUUGGUACGGAAAAAGCCACCGUUGUUCAGCUGGAUAUUCAAUAUCCCCCCAAGAACACCUCAGUGUCAGUCAGUCCCUCUAGCUCAGUAGCAGAGGGCAGCUCUGUGACUCUGACAUGCAGCAGCAAUGCCAACCCAGCAGUGAAUAACUACACCUGGUACAGAGUUGAGGGAUGGGAGAAGGACCUCGUAGGGUCUGAAGAGAACCUCAGCAUCUUCAAUGUAACCAGGCUUUCAAAUGAACAGUACAACUGUGAGGCUCAGAAUGUCCAUGGACUGCAGAACUCUGAAGCCAUCAGUAUCGAUGUAACAUUUGCUUCAGAGAUCCAGAACACCUCUCGCUGCAUCAGGAUUUCAGCUACCUCUCAGAUCAGAUGUUUCUGUGAUAGCUUUGGAAACCCUGCUCCCACAGUGGUGUGGCAAUUGGCUGGAGAGUCUGUCAAUCACUCCACUAACACCAUCAUCAGGGAGGAGCCAAUGGGCCGAGCAGGCCUGAGGAGCUCUCUCACCAUCCGCCAAUCACAGGAAGAGGAAAUACCGAGUCUGGUCUGCCUCAGCUCCAACAUUGAUGGUUUUGACAGCUUCUCAUUUAACUUAACAUCAAUGAAAACAUACGAAGGUUUCCACCUAAUCUCUCUGUUGAUCGGGGCUGGUGUGGGGGCAGGAGUGAUGAUGCUCCUAUGUAUCCCACUGCUUCUCGUCUGCAUGCAUAGGAGAGCCAGGCAGUCACCAAACAAAAGCCAGGACACAGCAGAGUUCAUAGUGACUGAUGAGACCUUCUUUCAGGAAGAGGACAAUGUCUAUGCCAAUAAAGCCAUGCUGGAUGAGGCCCUCGGACCCAACAGGACAGUGGACAGGGAAAUUGACGACACAGACCUACUCCACUACGCCAACUUGAACUUCUCCAAACUCCAGGCCAAGGUGGCCAAGCAGGGGGAGGGAGAGAUCAGGGGAGUCGCCUCCAAAACGACAGAGUACGCAGUGAUCCGUCUGCACUCCACAGGUAGUAUCGAGGGAGGGGCUGGGAAGAAGGAGGCCAAUCCUGCUCUGGAGCAGGGGGAUCACGCUGAAGACCAUGGAGCUAAAGUCUUAGAAGAAACCCAGGCAGGACACGAGAGUGAUGGGGAAGAAGUUGCAAAGGAUUCUGCGCUGCCAGAGCUACAGGGUGUGACUAAUUCUGCCCUCAAUGUCCAGGAGUCUACAGAGGCCCCACUGGGACAAUCUGAGCAGCACAACACAGCAGAAACCGCUGUGGAUGAGGUGACACUGCUUUCUAAGUAGAAAGAUUCCUCUAAUGGUGAAGAGGAGGUAAGGUAUGGGAACAUACACUGCUCAAAAAAAUAAAGGGAACACUUAAACAACACAAUGUAACUCCAAGUCAAUCACACUUCUGUGAAAUCAAACUGUCCACUUAGGAAGCAACACUGAUUGACAAUCAAUUUCACAUGCUGUUGUGCAAAUGGAAUAGACAAAAGGUGGAAAUUAUAGGCAAUUAGCAAGACACCCCCAAUAAAGGAGUGAUUCUGCAGGUGGUGACCACAGACCACUUCUCAGUUCCUAUGCUUCCUGGCUGAUGUUUUGGUCACUUUUGAAUUCUGGCGGUGCUCUCACUCUAGUGGUAGCAUGAGACGGAGUCUACAACCCACACAAGUGGCUCAGGUAGUGCAGCUCAUCCAGGAUGGCACAUCAAUGCGAGCUGUGGCAAGAAGGUUUGCUGUGUCUGUCAGCGUAGUGUCCAGAGCAUGGAGGCGCUACCAGGAGACAGGCCAGUACAUCAGGAGACGUGGAGGAGGCCGUAGGAGGGCAACAACCCAGCAGCA